Messenger RNA from Rotaria sordida, 734 nucleotides. The record is from the annotation of a GenBank genome assembly. Lineage: Eukaryota; Metazoa; Rotifera; Eurotatoria; Philodinida; Philodinidae.
AAAUUGAUCAUUCAAUGAAAUUCUAUCCAUCAUCGAGAACUGAAAAUCUUUCAAUGUUUAUAAAAGCUUUAAAAACGAAACGAUUACAUGAUAUACGUGAUGUGCCAAAAAUUUGGUCAUCUAUUAAUUGUAAUCAUGAUCCAAAUAUUGAAUUUUAUUGUAAUGGUCGUUUACCUGUUUUUAAUGAAUGGAUUAGUGAGAAUGCAAAACGUUUCUUUCGAAAAGUUUGGAAAGCUAGUUGUCCUGUACUUGUUAAACGAGUUCAUCAUAAUUUAUCUAAAACACUUUGGCAUCCAAAGUCAUUUAAAUUACAUAUGAUUGAUCAUCAUGAAACACCAUCAUUAUGGGAUUGUGAAACAUUAAAACCAAUUGAAACUAAUGAAGAGAUUUUAAUUCGUUUUUGGGAAGGAUUUGAACGUUUACAUGUUCGUUUGAGAGAUAAGGAACAUAGUGGACGACGACGUAUACUUAAAUUAAAAGAUUGGCCAACAAAAAAAGAUUUUGCAUCUGUUUUUCCAUCGCGUAUAAAUGAUCUUAUGAAGAAUAUUCCAUUUAGUGAUUAUACUCGACGAUCGUAUGUAUAUAAUGGUGUUACAUAUCGUGGUGGAAUUUAUAAUAUUGUUGAACGAUUACCAGCUUGUUUAGUUAAACCUGAUCUUGGACCAAAGCUUUAUAUUGCUUAUAGUAAAUUGUUAAUAGUAUUUUUUUUUCUAUUUUGUUAUAAUAGCUUAUAG